UCUUUCGAUCUUUAUCCACCUGUAGCCAGGUUGCGUCUGUCGAGAAGGGAUCACGCCACUUUGAGACAAAGAAGUGCUGGCAUUACAUUCAGAGGAUUCAAGACGUGCUGGGACCUUUCACAUUUAAGUAAGCACGUGCUGCGUUAAUUUUCAAAAACACAGAUACGUUGAUGGAAUAUAAAUAUCGCGCCUUACAUUGAACUGUUUUUAAGCUUUAAAAACAAUUUGUGCCAUAAAUAAACACAAAAUAAAAAAAGUGUUCAACAACGAUACGUCCAUACAGAUUUUUAACAAUUGACACGGUUUAUGCGUUUAUAUUUAUAUAUUUCUAUUGCAAAGAUAAAAUAUAUCGUGUGUUAUUGACAAGACAAUGGCAGCGUUCAAUGUCCUGGUUCUGAUAGGAUUGGGGCUUGCUAUCACUGUCGCGUACGGACGGACAGUCAGAAAACCACGGAUGUGGAGUGACUGCACCUCGUCGGACAGUCCUGUGAAGAUAACCCACCUUGAUAUCUCACCAAGUCCCGUAACUCUGCCAGGAGACAUGUUCUUCAGUCUCAAAGGCUACAGUAACCGGACGAUGGGCAGCUCCCGGUUGAUACUGAACAUCGUGCGGCGCCUACAGUCCUGGCCAUACAUCGAAGUGCCCAUCCCCUGCUUCUUCAACAUCGGCUCAUGUACAUAUGCAGACAUGUGCACCCUACUUGACGAAAUGGUUGCAAGCAAUUGGCUGGGUAUAUCCCGCCAGGUGGGGCAAGGAAUUCAAAGAAUGUUGGAGGAUAGCGGCGUGACCCCAGGUUUGUGUCCUCAGCCCCCGCAAGUCAUCACCAUAGACAAACGUCCGCUGCCAUUGCCGACCAUUCCACCGGCACUGUAUUGGUUCGCCGAGGGUCUGUACAGAGCCCACGUGCGCGUGAUCGACAAUUCCAAUGGCCAGGAACUCUCAUGCAUACACGUGGAUAUCGAGAUGAAGAGAAGUCGUCAGCGUUGCUCCAGCUGGUUUGGUUGUUUAUUCUAGCCACGAUGUGGACCUUACCUGGGCAUCUGAGACAUUUUACAAUUAUUGACCUUCUUCACACAACACAUGACUAUCUUCAAAACCUGAUUAAUUUAUUACCUGACGUGUUCAUAAAAUAUCUAAAGACUUACCUCAGCUACCGCUGUGUUCAUAGCAUAAUAAAUGACAUUUCACAGUAAACCGCUUUUCAACUACAUGCAUGUUCAUAGCAGCAUUAAAUAACUUGAAGAGAACACCGCGGUGUUUAA
Dreissena polymorpha is the source of this 1263-nucleotide messenger RNA. Its product is annotated as ganglioside GM2 activator-like. The transcript has 5 exons. NCBI's taxonomy places the organism in Eukaryota, Metazoa, Mollusca, Bivalvia, Myida, Dreissenidae. The record is from RefSeq and is a predicted model, not a curated record. Gene Ontology annotation, cellular component: cytoplasmic side of plasma membrane. Bases 371 to 1015 code for a protein of 214 amino acids. Gene Ontology annotation, biological process: ganglioside catabolic process; lipid transport. Gene Ontology annotation, molecular function: lipid carrier activity; enzyme activator activity.